AUGCGAUAUACAGACCAACUCCGUGAAGCUGCCGGCGAUCAAUGGAAUCGUGUCAUCCAUCACAAAUUCACCAAAGAUUUGGCGGCGGGGACAAUCGAUCAUGAUUCCUUAAAGAAAUAUCUUAUCCAAGACCAUCGAUUCUUGGAUUCGUUUGUUGUACUAUUGGCGUCCAUCAUUGCCAAGGCAAAGACCUUGGAAGAUAGAAUUCCAGGUUGUCAGUUCUUAGCUUUGAUUACCGGCAAGGAAAAUACCUAUUUCGAACGCAGUUUUGAGGCCCUCAAAGUUUCGCAAGAAGAAAGGUCGUCGAUUCCCAAUGCCGCUUGUACCACUGGAUUUUGCGACCUGAUGCGUUCCGUGGCUGCUACUGGGAGUCUGGCGGAAAUGCUGGCAGUCAUUGUCGUUUGCGAAUGGUCCUACCUGUCGUGGGGGGAACUCGUGCUAGAGGAGCACGUGCGCAAGGACUUUUACUGUUACGAAUGGGUGGACUUGCAUUCGGGUGACUAUUUUACCAGUGUGGUGGAAUACUUACGAUCUCUGCUUGACAAGGAAGUGGAAACCAUGAACGAUGCUGAAAAGGAGGCCUGCCAAGCCAGAUUCUUGGAAACAGUUCAGCUGGAAGAAGACUUUUUUGAUUUUGCAAUGAAGAAAUAG
Molecule: messenger RNA, 651 nt
Organism: Cylindrotheca closterium
Lineage: Eukaryota; Bacillariophyta; Bacillariophyceae; Bacillariales; Bacillariaceae
Source: the annotation of a GenBank genome assembly